Molecule: messenger RNA, 1755 nt
Organism: Penicillium riverlandense
Lineage: Eukaryota; Fungi; Ascomycota; Eurotiomycetes; Eurotiales; Aspergillaceae
Product: major facilitator superfamily domain-containing protein
Exons: 7
Coding region: 1-1755 (584 amino acids)
Biological process (GO): transmembrane transport
Cellular component (GO): membrane
Molecular function (GO): transmembrane transporter activity
Source: RefSeq, a predicted model, not a curated record
AUGGAGAAGCAGGAACAAGUGAACCGGCGUACUCAGCAUGGAAAUACGAAGCUUAUUCGACUCCCAACGGUCGACGUGGUCGCCAGGACCAUGGCGUUCGAGCGGAUGAGGCCAAUUGUGCACAAUGUCUCAAACAGCGGUUCUCACCCAAACCGCAGCGUCCCCCCGGCGGUCCUUGACUCACCGCAUCUUCUAGUUCAGUCCCAGGUACACCAUGACUCUCGCCGGGGGUCCCAGUCUCAAAGCUCGUUAUCUCGUGAAUAUGAUUCUUCUGAGAAUAUCAAUGAUGACCAGCGCACAAAUUUGUCCCGGACCCGUGCGGUCAUCUUGAUUACGACCUUGACGGGCAUCACAUUCGUGGGCAGCAUGAGCACGGGCUUGCUGACCAUUGGGCUGCCUUGGAUUGCAGCAGAUUUGGGCCUGCCGGAGAAUCUGCUUUUAUGGCCGGCAUCUGUCUACUCACUUGCAAAUGGAUGCUGCCUUCUUCUCGCCGGAUCGUUAGCCGAUUUCAUGGGCAACCGAAUGAUCAAUCUAAUCGGCUGUUUCUUGCUGGGAACCUUCAUUCUGGCUUGCGGUGUAGCCCAAACCGGUAUACAGCUGAUUCUGUUCCGCACAUUCCAAGGCAUCGCAACCUCCAUGUGCCUGCCUACGGCAUUCAGUAUUUUGACCGACUCCAUGCCAGUGGGUAAACGGCGAAAUAUCGGGUUUGCCUGCCUUGGACUGGGACAGCCGUUUGGUUUCUCGGUAGGGCUGGUUUUUGGUGGACUUUUCCAAGGAACUUCUCUCAACUGGAGAUUUGGGUACUACCUCUGCGCUGGUGUCACCAUGGGCUUGGCCGUGGUGAACUUUUUCAAAUUGCCGAAAGAUUCUGAGAGACAGCCGUUCACGUUUGCGAGACUGUGCCGCGAGAUUGAUUGGAUGGGGAUCUUCCUGUCCAGUUCUUCCUUGGGAAUCAUCUCUUAUGUGUUCGCCGCCAUCACUGAUAGCCCAUCGAAUAUCCACAAGGCUGAAAACAUUGUCCUCCUCUGUGUGGCAGCUGUUAUGAUCACCGCAUUUCUAGGCUGGAUGAACUGGCGCGAGAAGAUCGGAAAGCCGGCUUUAAUCCCGAAUUCUCUUUGGCAAAACACCGCAUUCAGCUCUAUUUGCAUCAUGGUCCUGUUCUCGUGGGCUGUGCUAAACGGCAUGGAGACGAUUCUCAGUCUAUUCUUCCAAGAAGUUCAAGACCUGCCUGCCAUUCAAGCGGCCCUUCGAUUCCUCCCCAACAUUAUAAUCGGCAUCAUCCUCAACCUUGGAACUGGUUUACUGGUGCAUCGUCUUCAUGCUAAUUACCUAGUGCUAGUCUCCUCAGUUCUCAGUGCAGGAUCUCCACUGCUAAUGGCCAUCAUUGACCCCGAGUGGUCGUGGUGGUAUUGUGCCUUUUGGGCCGUGCUGCUGGGACCCCUAUCCGCAGACGUCAUCUUUACCGUGGCAAAUCUAAUUAUUACGGACGCAUUCACGCCCAAAACCCAGGGCCUGGCUGGAGCGGUCUUUAACGUUGUCGCUCAGUUUGGAACCUCCAUUGGGCUUACUAUAUUCGCCAUCAUCUCUGCUGGUGUGACACAGGGUUCUUCAUUUGAAAAUAAAAACUCACCCGAAGCGCUCAUGUUGGGCUAUCGCGCUGUAUUCUGGACUUGUUUCGGAUUGAUGAUGGCUGCAUGUGGCGUUGGCGCCUGGGGACUACGCAAGGUCGGGAAGGUUGGCUUGAAGAGGGAGUAA